CUGGAACAAAAAGGGCAAAAAGAAGAGGAGGAGCUACGAAUUUCCUGGUUAUAGGAGGAGUUCAGACCCGGCCAAACACCUCCUCACUGUUAUACUCAAAAUACAACUAAGCUGGGAGCAGUAGUACUACUUGCCAUUGCAAUUUACAACACAAAACAGCACAUAAAGCAGAAGCAGAGCCUCUGGUUUCUUCUUUAGUUUUCCUUUCUAAUCUGAUAAUGUAAAACCCAGAAAAAGAAAGUAAAGGGUAACCAAAAAAACCUGGCUCUGAACUUCUGAGACACCUCCCAAAAGAUUAGCGUUCUGCAAAAGGAUGGCUUUGUGUAGGAUUUUUGCUUUCUUCCUUAUCAACAUUUGCUUGUUCUCCGGACUUUCUCUAGCUGGGGAUCCCUUUGUUUUCUUUGAUUUUGAGGUUUCCUACAUUACUGCUUCUCCUCUUGGAGAGCCUCAGCAGGUUAUUGCUGUUAAUGGGAAGUUUCCUGGUCCUACCAUUAAUGUCACUACUAAUAACAACGUCGUUGUCAAUGUCCGAAACAAAUUAGACGAGAGUCUUCUUAUGCAUUGGUCGGGGAUUCAACAAAGGCGUAGUUCAUGGCAAGAUGGAGUUCCUGGGACCAAUUGUCCAAUUCCUCCAAAGUGGAACUGGACUUACCAAUUUCAGGUCAAGGACCAGGUUGGGAGUUUCUUCUACUUCCCAUCUCUCCAUUUCCAGAGAGCGUCUGGUGGAUUUGGCGGUUUUAUCAUAAAUAACCGGCCUAUUAUUCCAAUUCCCUUUGCAACCCCUGAUGGGGACAUUACAAUUUUGAUUGGUGAUUGGUACAAAAGGAACCAUACGGCUUUGAGAAAGGCCCUUGACGAUGGGAAAGAUUUAGGGAUGCCUGACGGGGUUCUCAUUAAUGGCAAAGGGCCAUACCAAUAUAACUCCACUCUUGUUCCUGAUGGCAUUGAUUUUGAAACAAUUACAGUCCACCCAGGGAAAACUUAUCGGCUCCGGGUGCACAAUGUUGGUAUCUCUACUAGUCUGAAUUUCAGGAUCCAGGGCCACAAUUUACUUCUUGCAGAAACAGAGGGAUCAUAUACUGUGCAGCAGAAUUAUACUAGUUUAGAUAUACACGUAGGACAGUCUUAUUCUUUUUUGCUAACCACGGAUCAGAAUGCAAGUACCGAUUACUACAUUGUAGCAAGUGCUAGGUUUGUGAACGAAACACAGUGGAAAAGAGUUACUGGUGUUGCCAUCUUGCAUUACACAAAUUCCAAGGGGAAAGCAGCUGGCCCCCUCCCGGACUCUCCAAAUGAUGAAUUUGACAAAACCUUCUCCAUGAACCAGGCAAGAUCCGUCAGAUGGAACGUAACUGCAAGUGGUGCUCGUCCGAAUCCACAAGGCUCUUUUAGAUAUGGGUCAAUCAAUGUCACUGAGGUUUAUGUGCUGAGGAACAAACCACCAGUGACAAUUAACGGGAAGCGACGUACAACACUUAAUGGGAUAUCAUUUGUAACUCCUUCAACCCCAAUCAGGCUUGCUGACCAGUUCAAAGUUAAGGGAGUCUAUAAGCUUGAUUUUCCAGAGAGGCCAAUUACAGGACCACCACGGAUGGAAACAUCAGUUAUUAAUGGAACAUAUAGAGGAUUUAUGGAAGUUGUCCUUCAGAAUAAUGAUACCAAGAUGCAGAGCUAUCACAUGAAUGGUUAUGCCUUCUUUGUUGUUGGUAUGGAUUAUGGUGAGUGGACAGAGAAUAGCAGAGGGACAUACAACAAGUGGGAUGGUAUUGCCCGGACCACUACACAGGUUUAUCCGGGUGCAUGGACAGCAAUCCUGAUAUCACUUGACAAUGUUGGGGUGUGGAAUAUCAGAACUGAGAACCUGGAUUCAUGGUAUCUUGGUCAAGAAACAUAUGUCAGGGUUGUUAAUCCAGAGCCUACUAACAAGACUGAGCUGCCCAUGCCAGAUAAUGCACUCUUUUGUGGUGCACUCAGCAAAAUGCAAAAGCCACAAGACAUCUCUUCUGCUGGAGAAACUGGAUCAAGGCUGUUCUUCACAGUGUUAAUGAUAUUCUGUGCUGUGACCUUCCUUCUCCGUUAAGUGGUUUCGUUUCAGUUGUGUCCUCUGUGUGAUAUUUUAUGGGUUUUUGAGUGUGUAAUUGUUUGUAGUCUGUCGGGUAAUUUUGACAUAAUUUUUUUGUUCAAAUGUCUACCGAGGUUCCUGUUUAAUUUAUUGGGAUCUUUCGAUUCUUUUACUACGUAAAAUUGUAUGUAGUGAUCACGACGAUUCAUGAAAUUUUCAAUAGAAUUUAACAACAUCUCAUGUC
This is a messenger RNA of Carica papaya (papaya), 2306 nucleotides long. Its product is annotated as monocopper oxidase-like protein SKU5. Gene Ontology annotation, cellular component: plasma membrane. The record is from RefSeq and is a predicted model, not a curated record. Gene Ontology annotation, molecular function: copper ion binding; oxidoreductase activity. NCBI's taxonomy places the organism in Eukaryota, Viridiplantae, Streptophyta, Magnoliopsida, Brassicales, Caricaceae.